Molecule: messenger RNA, 1887 nt
Organism: Pantherophis guttatus
Lineage: Eukaryota; Metazoa; Chordata; Lepidosauria; Squamata; Colubridae
Gene: MYOZ3
Product: myozenin 3
Cellular component (GO): Z disc; actin cytoskeleton
Molecular function (GO): actin binding; FATZ binding; telethonin binding
Source: RefSeq, a predicted model, not a curated record
GGCACAAGAGCAAGACUUGGGACAGCUGGGAAGCAUUGACUUGGAGAAUCUCUUGGGUGAGAAAAAGUGCUGAGAAAACUCACACGGGGCUCUAAUCCUCACCUGGGAAGCAUCCGCUCUGUCAGGACUUCACAACAGAGGCUCUGCUGUGGUCUGAGUAAGAGUCUGAGCAGCUGGAAAUAUGUUUCCCCUUCCGCGCUUGUACCUCAAAAGGGAGCAGUAUGAACCAAUUCAAGCCAUUGUGAAAGAGAUUCAUGGAGAAGAGGCUCCAGAAUUAGACUUGGGAAAGAAGGUUAGCACUCCUCAAGACUUGAUGAUGGAGGAGUUGUCCCUGUCCAUAAACAGGGGGUCGAGGCUGUAUCAACAAAGGCAGAAGAGAGUGCAGCGUUUUGUGCUGGAGAAUCCUACAGGCUACAAAAUUGCCUCCAACAUGGCAGGUGGAGGCUCACACCCAGAAUACAAUGGAAUGGAAACAACCAAAGGAUGGAGGUCUGCUUACUCCACAAAGGGCAAAGAGAACUAUCAGAGUGACAUAAAUCACAUGGAGGCUUCCGGAAAGAGAGCACCUCCCCAAGUACCGCAAAAAACAGACAAAGUCAUGCGGAUGAGCAAAGCCCUGAAUCCCAGUGCAAUUGCUCCAGGUUAUUCUGGACCACUAAAAGAAGUUCCACCAGAGAAAUUUAACCGAACUGCAAUCCCCAAAGGUUAUCGGUCUCCCUGGCGGGAAUUCUUCUGCAAUGCUGAUUACCAGGUAGAUGUGGAAAACCAUUUGUCUGAGCCCAGAAAAGUGAAUAAUUUGGACCUUAGGAAUUUCAACAGGACCCCUACACCAUUUGGUGGGCCAUUACUGAUUGAUGCGUUCCCUGGGUUUGGUGGAAUUGUGCUUCCUGCAGAUGCCAUGAAUGAUGUGGUGCUACUUUCAGAGAGACCCAGCUUCAACAGAACACCUCAAGGAUGGAUACAGGUUAUGCCUGAAUCAGAGGAUCUGUAGAGACUGCUUCAUAAAUUGUAUCUCUUAUCCCAAAAUCAAUGCCUGCUUGACACCCAGUUAUUAACAAAUAAUUGCCAGAAGAGAAAAUUUUUAGUGUAAAAUAGACAAAUCUUCUCACAUCAUGAAAGUAAAAAUAGCAGCUUUGGCUUAUUGCUUAUUGUUAAAUGCUCCCGCCUGGUGCCAUUUUGACUACAAACUGUAACAAACCAUGUAGUUCAUAGUAGGAUGGUUGCUUAAAGCACUGAAACAAGGAGUGGAAGUGAUUAUUACAUCUAAAGAGAAAAAAACCCAAAACAUUUUUAAAAUAAACAUAUAUCUAUGAAUAUGAGAAGAUAUAGUGGUAUAAAAGUAUGCAGGACAUAUAAAGCCUCUCUCUGGUUGUGUUUACCUGCCCUCUCAGAUCUAGAGGCAAGCUGCAGGCCCCUAUUAGAGUGCCAUCUGGCAAGACCCAGGAAAAGAGCUUUUCUCUCAAGGUGACUUGAGAUUAGAUUUGCCCCAACGCUGGUGGCCUUUCAUACAGCUUUCAUGUCCUGGUUAUUCCAGGGAUGGAAUAUAUGACGGAGCCUGUAGAAUGGUUUUAAUGAUGGCAAACCUUGCUACCAUUUACAGAUUUAUUGAGGUGUUAUUUUUCUUUUUUGUGAUCUGCUGAUUGCCACUCAGAUCCAUUUCAUUAGAUGGGUAGCCAUCUAAAUUGAAAUUAAACUUAAAAUAAAAUAAAGCAGGUUGAAAUUAACUGAAUUUCAUGUUGUUGUUGUUUUGAAAAAAAUGAUAGGUCAAAUGUGGAUUUAUGUUUAUGUCUAAUUUAUGUCUAAUUAAACGCCCAGAUUUUUUUUGAGAGAGAGAUCGAAGCUAGAUUGUUUUAAGAGUUGCUAGAAAAUAAAAAAAUAUCACAUCUA